Molecule: messenger RNA, 1076 nt
Organism: Camelina sativa (false flax)
Lineage: Eukaryota; Viridiplantae; Streptophyta; Magnoliopsida; Brassicales; Brassicaceae
Source: RefSeq, a predicted model, not a curated record
UAUGCUGCUCAUUCGAAAUGUGCCACACAGAGCAAUGUGUGGGAUGGCAUAGAACUUGAGGGACUGCCUGAAGAAAUUGAAGAACAACUUGAACCAUUUGAGACGAUAAGUGUUGGAGUCAUACUACAUUUUAGCCAUCAACAUCAUCAUUUGAGACUUGAUGAGAACACGGAUAGAGAGUACGAUGAGGAUAACCUAUGUCAAGCAUGUGUCAUGCCAAUCUAUUUUGGUAACUUGUACUCUUGUAUGCAAUGUGAGUUUAUUCUACACGAAACAUAUGCAAAUCUUUCUCGCAAAUUACAUCACCCGAUACAUCCACAUCUACUCACUCUAAUGGGGAGAUAUGAAGGUGUUAUGGGAAACACAAAAAAUAACUGUUCAGCUUGUCCUUGGGAGUGCAAAACUGGUUUCUUCUAUGAAUGCGGUGAAGAAGAAUGUUAUUUCCGGCUACAUGUGCAGUGUGCCACAGUUUCUGAGCCAUUAGACCACGAAAGUCAUAUGCAUCCUUUGUUCUUAACAUCCAAACCGGGAGAGCGAAGAAUUUGUUCGGUUUGCAAAGAGACUGAGUCAAGACGUUCUUUCGCUUCCACAGAUGAAACAUUCAAUUGCAUUGAGUGUGACUUUGUUUUGUGUUUUAAAUGUGCUACUUUGCCUCAAAAGUUGAGGUAUAAGUAUGAUAAGCAUAUGCUCACUCUUUCUUAUGGGGAGGAGACAACUCAGACAAGUACCAUGAUGUCUUGGUGUGAAGUCUGCGAGCAGGCAAUAAAUCACAAGGAGCGGUUUUACAUGUGUGAUGAGUAUUGUUGUGUCACACUACACGUUGAAUGUAUGCUUGGGAGGGACUUAUACAUGAAGCCCGGUUCAUCGUGGAAUAAUGACAGCGCUGUUCGUAUGAUACAUCUUCUACCCAACAAUCAUCACAUGUCUCGACCUAUUUGUUUCGUUUGUAAGAAGCGGUGUCUACACAAAUUAGUUUUUUUUAUGGACCCUGAAAUAGUAUUUUGUUCCACAUUAUGUUAUCAUGAGAUGUUAAAUUUUUAGAUUACUGAAUGAAUAAGAGGGGGUUGAAUUUGAAG